UACCAUACUUUCAAUAUAUGUACGGUUUCUUUCCGUUCCAAUGCCGUUCAUUCGAAGAAAAAGAUGUUUUUACACCUCCAAGUGCCUAAGAAUUUCGGUAGACUGUCUUACUUCCGGGUUAAUCGCACUGAAUCAAAAGCUGACGACCGCCAUUCACUAGCUUCCAUCAAGUUCAACAAGUGAGCCUCCACCAGCUUGUAUCGAUUGUUGCAGACUGCCGCUGUAACCAGACCAAGACGGCCGUAUAAUAAAAUACACCGGAACAGCUUUAACUUUUUUAAAUGUCCAAUUAAAAAAUCAAAAGAAGGCCAAAUUACCGUAAACGUGACCACGUGACUGUGAUAGAGAAGAGGAAGGACGAACUGUAACCAAGAGAAGUGGAUGAUGAGUCAUGGUGGAAACUAGAAUUGUUGAAUGAAUCUUAUAGUCAUGCAGAGAGGGGUCUGUUUGUUCCUCUCCCUUCUGGGUCUGGGCUUCACGGCAGUGGAGUCCACGUGUCCUGCAGACGCCGUGCAGACAGUCAAAAACUGUAUCAGUACCUCCAUUCCAUCCUUUCUCCCGUCAAAGCAGCAGUCCAUUGAGGCCGAAAUUGAAAUCAUGCGAGGGGCAUGCCGUUCUUCCAGCCUGUUUGAAACUUCUAACUGUGUAAAACGGGUGAUGGAUAAAUGUACCGGCAUGACGGACGAAGAGCAAAACCUACAGCGGCUCUUCAGUUACAAGGAUAUCGAGAAAACCACGAGAUAUUUCUGUAACAAUUUCGAUCUUUAUGAAAAACACAUACGAUGUGUUCAAGAUCAACACGAGGCUGCUUAUAACUGCUCCCGACCACAGAUUGAGAGCUUCCGUCGGAAAAUAUCGGCUAAAUCAGCUAUGGAAGUCAUGAUUCUCUCUAGCUGUUCUACCCACCAAAUUUUGACUGAGUGCUUAUUGGAGCCAGUGUACACAAACUGUGGCGGACCUGCUGCUAUGUUCUUAGAAGAAAUCACUACGAAUCAGCGGCCCCCCGUGUGUCAGCCAUUAAAGCCAAAAUACAACUCUCAACAGGGUGGCAGUCGUAACGGCGCUACUAGUCGGGAAGUGACGUCAGCAACGAUGCUGUGUUCAGUAUUGUUAAUGAUUGGUUUUCCUUUGAAAUUAUAUGGACUUUUCUAAAAAUAAUGGUGUUUUGUCCUCUGGAGCGACAAUCGUAGAACGAGUCCACACUCAUAGACUUCAUAAAGAUAAAAUUCCUUGUUGAGAAAACAAACUAUUCGUAUGCUAAUCAUGAUAUUUCGUCAUCACUCGUGACCUGUGAAUGCAUGCUAAUCAUGAUAUUUCGUCAUCACUCGUGACCUGUGAAUGCAUGCGCAAACCUUUCAACGGUCUUCCUUCUGUGAUAUGGAUGUGAAUAUUGUUUAUACUAUAUAGUCUGGAAUCAAAGCUGAUUACCGUUGAGAUAUCCUUGUUCUGUUAGAAAACAAAAGGUACAUUCCAUUUCCUAGAUUAUAGUAUUAAAUGCCUCUACUAAUAUUACACCGCUUCAACAGAGCCAUGGGCUGCCACGUGUAGAAUUUCACCGACUCCAAUAGCCAUUAUCUAUACAGAAAAUUGUCAUGACAUCAACUGUUACAAGUUUCAUUCGCUACUUACGUAUAUAUAUAUGUCAUGACGUUAAUGCGAGUUACCUUAAUUAACAUAUGUAUAUACAAGUCGUGACGUCAAUGCUUGUUAUUUUUACAUGUACGAAGAAUGCUUAAUUUUAACAGUAUUUAGCUCAUUGUAUAUUUGAAAAAUAUCCAUUGUACAUGUUAAUAUUUUUACGCCUACCACGUUGGAUGGAUAGUUUUAAAUAAAAAAAGUAAUAUAUA
Ostrea edulis (European flat oyster) is the source of this 1847-nucleotide messenger RNA. RefSeq lists its product as uncharacterized. NCBI's taxonomy places the organism in Eukaryota, Metazoa, Mollusca, Bivalvia, Ostreida, Ostreidae. The record is from RefSeq and is a predicted model, not a curated record. Bases 415 to 1152 code for a protein of 245 amino acids. The transcript has 6 exons.